Molecule: messenger RNA, 1822 nt
Organism: Ylistrum balloti
Lineage: Eukaryota; Metazoa; Mollusca; Bivalvia; Pectinida; Pectinidae
Product: peptide methionine sulfoxide reductase MsrB-like
Exons: 4
Coding region: 136-672 (178 amino acids)
Biological process (GO): protein repair; response to oxidative stress
Cellular component (GO): cytoplasm
Molecular function (GO): peptide-methionine (R)-S-oxide reductase activity
Source: RefSeq, a predicted model, not a curated record
CAAAAAUGGCGACUGGGUGCUUCCAGAAACUUAUCACAUAGAGAUCUAUUUUGCUGUUUAGGAGCAGUUACGUUCAGGUAAAGAAAAUUGGUUUGAGCUCUGCGCACUGUAGUGGCAGGGACGUGACGGAAGUACAUGACUAUUGCGGGUCUGCGUGCGGCUGGUCUGUGUAUCGUCUGGAUGAACAUCAUACACCUAGUUACCUCACAGCGUGAAGCCUCACCCACCCUCAAGCGCCUUCAGGAAGAAUGCUCACCACCCGGGAGCUCAAAAUGUCCCAUCACAGUUUCCAAAAGCGAGCUCAAGGAGAGGCUGACUCCCACGCAAUACCGCGUCACUCAGCAACGAGGGACAGAAAGAGCAUUCUCGGGGAAGUACUAUAAACACAGUGAUCAGGGGCUCUACCACUGUGUUGUAUGUGGAAACCCCCUGUUUGACUCCGAUACAAAGUUUGACUCCAAAUCUGGGUGGCCUUCAUUCUCUGAUGUCUCCAAGAGUGACAGCGUAAAACUGAUGACGGAUAUGUCACAGGGUCAGCGAAGGAUCGAGGCGAUGUGUAGUAAGUGUGGUGCUCACCUCGGACAUGUUUUUGAUGACGGACCGAAACCCUCGUGUGUCCGGUACUGUGUCAACUCGGCCUCACUUGACUUCAAAAAACACACGACCGUUUGACAGCUGCUGGCAAGACACCAAUAAUCUCAUGUGUUUCUUCGACUUCAGGGAAUAGUGUUUCAUUUGAUUGCCCAUCUCCAAAUGGCAUAGAUUAAUUGUGGGGGGAAAAAAACCAAAUUUCAAUAUUUGUACAUGUACUUGAUUGAGGUAGUAUAUUUAUGCUGAAGAAUCUUAUGAAGACUGUUAUGCAAUGUGUGUCCAAAUAUGAAAACAAUAUAGAUAGAAUAGAUUUAUCGCCCAAAGAAGUCACUGUGAUUUAGCAUAAUUAUUUGAAUAUGAUACACUGCAGUGGUGAAUACAUAUAACAAGGACCACUGGUGAAUACCAAAAUUGUUGUACACUUAGGAAAUACUGUAACGACAAUGUUUGUAGGUUUUAUGAAGUAGUAAACAUAUUUUGUAUAGUGAAUUUAUAUUGCUUCACAAUAAUUUCACAAUUUGGUGUCAAAAUUUCGAUAUCCAUUUUUAGACAAGUCAAUUUAUUUUUGCCAUUAAAGAAUGGGAAUAGAAAAAUUACACAAUGCAAAUCUUGCUCUUUAAAGAUUUUCGAUUUCUAUCCUAUGGUGCAAUCUAUCCUCUGGCAAAUGAUGUUUAUUUUUUGGUGGGUUGUUUACAGGUAGAUAUGUGUAAUUAAUUAAACUAUACCGAUACAUUAAUGUGCCAAUCUCCUGAAAUUUGCUGAGACUUCAACUUGAUUGUUGCAAAAUGUUUCAGUUCAAAGUUUCGCUAAAAUUAUCUUAAGGACCUUAAUACAUUUUGUAUAAAUAGUAAUGUUUAUGAGAAAAGAAGACCUGUCUUUGAAGUUUACAACUACAUGUAGUGAAGAUUGCACUGUACUUAGAAUAUUCUUUUGAAAUUUUUCAGGUGUGAUAUUAUCAAUAUUUGAAUUAUUAAAUGUGUGAAAAUUAUUGUGAGUGUACAAAUACGGCUUUGAAUUGUGUAUAAAACUUUGGUAUUGAAUUAUUAAAAAAAUCUUAGAGUGUAAAAAUUAUGCAAAUGUUCACAGUUACCAGUAAGUACUAGUAGAACAGUUGUGUAACACCUGAAUGUUAGAACUUAGUCCUUUUAAACUAUACCAAUGUACUACGUUUAUACUAGAAGUUUUUGCUGUAAAAUCAUGUAUUUCUAGAAGCUCAAUUUUGAAAAAAAAU